Molecule: messenger RNA, 3493 nt
Organism: Brienomyrus brachyistius
Lineage: Eukaryota; Metazoa; Chordata; Actinopteri; Osteoglossiformes; Mormyridae
Exons: 8
Coding region: 231-1340 (369 amino acids)
Molecular function (GO): cell-cell adhesion mediator activity
Source: RefSeq, a predicted model, not a curated record
UAAGAAUUAAGCCCCGGGCAGGUGGGCGCUGUCGCAGCGGAAUGGGCGGGCGUCCACGGUUAAAAGCCCAGCGGACCGGCGGUGCUGGUGCCGCUUUUCCGAGGCAUGUCCUGCGUAAAGCCGCGGAGCGCCCAGCACAAUACCACCCCUGGGCCAUGAGAUCAGGACGUACGAUGGCAUCAGUGUAACACCUGAGCACCGCCCUCGUGACGGAUGUCAGUGGCGCCAGCAUGAGCAAGUCACCCGUGCGACGAUGUCUCCAGCUCUGUGUAUUCCUGGUAAUAGUGUCUUCCUCAGAAGGCAAGGUUAGCGCCCAGUCUCAUGUGCAGGUUCUUGUGGGCCUUCCUGCAACACUGCGCUGCAACCUGGCGCUCUCUGGGUCCGAGGUGCUGAAGCAGGUGCGCUGGGUCAAUGGCCGUAACGUCACCGUCCUCAGCUACGUCUCCCGGCACUCUGUAAGUGCCGUGGAACCCGAACGCGUGUCGCUGACGUCUGCCACCCGCGACUCCAGCGCCAUCACCAUCUCCAUGGCGGGUCCGCGGGACGAGGGCUGUUACACGUGCAUCUUUGAUGUGUAUCCUACUGGUUCCCAGGAAGCCCAGACCUGCCUUGUCCUCACAGCCAAGGUGACCCCGGACGGGAACCACACGGCAGUGAGCGGGAGGCAGGCCACGCUUGCGUGUCGCUACGGUCUCGCCCGGAGGGUGCAGCAGGUGCAGUGGACGAAGGCCGGGGAGCGCGGGGACCCCAGUGACGUGGCCUCCUUCAACAAGCACGGGGAGCCCAUCAUCCUGGACGCCCUGCUGGGCCGCAUCAGCCUGAGUCGCACGCUGGACGAGAGCCGCUUGUUCUUCCAGCCCGUCAGGACGGAGGACGAGGGCUGCUACACGUGUGAAUUCCACGCUUACCCCGAGGGAGUCAGAAGUGCCGUGGUCUGCCUCACUAUCUAUGUGUUGCCGAAGCCCCAGAUUACCCAUAAAACCACAUCGGCGGGGGUGAUUGAGGCAAACUGCAGCGCAGUGGCUCGGCCAGCCGCAAUGAUUGCCUGGAACGUGGAGGGAAACAACAAGACCCUGGGCCCAGCUAGCGUCCUGUCUCUAAAGCAGGACGAUGGCACCACCUUGGUUAUCAGCACCCUCUCCCUACGGUCCGACUUGCUCCAUGACCGAUCAAUCAAGUGCCUGGUCCACCACCGGGGCCUGGAGUCAGCUAUCUCCAUCCCCUUGAACACAAAGAUGGGGGAGGCCCUUACAAUCCUCAUCCUGGUGAUCAGCUUGGCCGUUAUGCUCCUCGUUUGCCUCUGCAUCUGCUUGUGGAAGUGCUUUCUACGCAAGAACUAGGUUACAUUUUCCCGGAUGCUGAGGUUCCAGUGGCACAGUUUCCGUUAAACGCAAAGCCUGAGCGGACACGAGGCGCCCCCCCCCUCCCCUCCCAUGCACCGUGCUUCAGGAAGUACCAGGCGUGACCAUUUCCCUGCAGGGCAACACAGCGGAAACCUGUCCCCUGUGCCGUCAGGGCGACGCAUCAGUCAUCCCUGGAAGUCCCGAGAACUUCUGUAUUUUACUCCUUUGUAUGUAUAUGUCGUCUACGGCCUGAUGUGAUUUCUCAUUUCUGGUGAGUUGGAAUCCUAUGAUGAACAACAAUCAUUCGUAAAAGAAAGACGAAAACUGAAACGUAUAGUGCUGUAAUGCAUUGUUUAUUACAAACUCCUCUGUUCUGCAUGAUUCAGCUCCAGUCAGAGUUUAAAACAAUGUGAAGGGAAAUUAUAGCAUCUAUAGGGCUGGGCUUCCUGUUUGGCUUGGUGGUCCUGAGUGGCCUCAUGGAAAGAGCAGCUACUGCUCACCCUCUUGGUGGAGAUGCCACCAUAGACAGUCAAAGAACGUGCAGCAGGCCAAGAUGUGCUCUGCAGAUCACGUGAUCUGCUUUCGCAGAACUCCUUAUACUUCUUGCAUUUACUAACACAAAACUCAUUUCACUGGAUUUCACUUCGUCCUGAGCAGUACGGGAACAGAUGCGCGUCGAUUGUGUCUGAAAUUAUACUUGGUCGCUUCGGUAUCGCCGCAUGAUCUCCGCUAAACUCUUCGAGAGGAUAGGCAUGUUAGUCACGGAGUUUAUUUUAGUCUGUUGGAGGCAGACAUAUCUUUGGCGGCAGCUCAAGGGACACUGAUGACAGCUAAGAAAAUAACCAGUGCUGGGAACUUUACUGUUUCCGUUUCACUGAAAUGACAAGUGGACUGUAAAAGGAUAGAAUGAGAAGGGACUCUUAGGUCACUAUAGGUAAUGAAAAAUAAGCUAUAUUUAUUUCCAUAUUGGUUUCAAUUUCCAAAUACUUUUCAAUAAAACGGGGGAAACUCUCUGUCCUCCUGUAGGUGAACUUCUUUCCAACUUCAUGUGAAAAGUCUUGAACACUUUUUUUUUUUAACUUUUUUUUGUUGUAAGUAGUAAGAUGAUGUUACAGGCAUGACGACUCGCGGCAAACAGGCAGCACGGCAGCCCUCGUACCUUUUCAUGUUCUGUACCACUUGCCAUCACACUUUCUUCUGAUGUUAACUCUGCCAGGGAUUUCAAUUGAGCAUGGCUCUAAUGUCAAAGCUGAAUUAAGUCCAGACUACUGACUGUGUUCCCACCUGGUCAAACGAUAAAUUAUAGUCAUAUUAAAUCAUACAAAAUGAAAAUCUGUUGGAACAGAAUUUUUGUGUCAAUUCUCAGCACCUUUAGGAAAAGGAGAAUCGUGGUGAAAUAUUUGCAGACAGCGCCACCUGUUGUAUACUGGCGGGGAGAUUUUGUGAUGCAUUUCUGCAAUGAGGUCUGUGUCUGCGUGUAUCUUAAAAAGUCCAGCUGUUCACCCCUGGUCUUUUCCGGAAAAGUACCCCGUAUUCCAACAAGAGUUGCGCAGACUUCCCGGCAACUAGCUUCUGUUGUCAUGAAGAGGUGAGCCAGAAAGAAGUUAUACCUGCUGAAGGAUUGCAAAAUUGUGUGUGGAGUAGUGCUCAGUUAAUCCGAUAAACUUUAUCAGUUAUUUUGUAAUUGCUGUGCGAUAGCAAUACCACACCAGUAAGGUCAUGUGAUGUUUAUUAACCACACACAUGCUGCUUAGGGUUAGCGGCCCCUUGGCCAAUGUAGAUGGUAAAGAUGUUGCACGAUGUAAAAUACUAUGGCAAGUCCACAAAUUUACUGUAGAUCACACUAGAUUUGUAAACAUGAUCGAUAUUAUGUCCAUUGCAUUGCAUUUUAUUUUACUUUUCAUUUGACAUACCAGAAAAGAGAAACACUAUUUAGAGAUACAGCAGUACAUACAUUUAUGAAACAUGCUGCAUUUUGACCCGCUGAAAUGUUCUUUUUAAAUGCUGUGUAAAGUAACGUUUCUGUCCUUAUUUCGAGAAAUAAUAAAAUGCAGAAGACAAUAUAACAGGUGUAUAAAAAAUAAAUGCUAAUUUAUUUACCCAUGUUUUUAACAGAAAUAAAACUGCAAUUAAAAGCGCUAAUACCCAAA